CGGAGCUGCUCGCACCGCGAAUGUGAAGUUGUAGUCGGUUAGCGCAACCGGUGGUCGACGGUCGUGGACUCGCUACGGCUAAUUGUUUUUUUAAGUGUUUUAAAGUGUGAGUGAACAGUGUUAACGGGACAGGCGGAGUUAGUUUGCAGAUAAGGCUGAAAUGUUCAAUUGUUAAAACGGUUUUCGAGUACAGUUAAAUUAGAACAAGUAAAAAUGCCGCGUGUCGACAACCGGCAACCGGCGGCGACCGAAGACUUCCGCCGCGUGCUGCGGGAAAAAGCACUGAACCACAGCCUGUUCUACUUGAAGCUGAGCGCAGGAGUCGCGCCCGAGCACAAGCGCGAGUCGCACGCGCACGCGCCGCGCAGGAGCAGCGGCAGUGAGGGCGCGCGCGCGCCGCCGACCGGCCGCGUCCCUCGACAGGCGCAGCCCCGCGUCUCCGAGCUCCUGCGCCGCUUCGAGCCCGGCCCGAUGCAGUACCUCCGCCCGCCGCGGGCCUCCUCUCCACUCGAAGACAUCUCGUCCUCGGACGACGACGACCGAGCGGCAGUCAGGCGCCGCAGUCGCGACCUCAGUGACGACUCCGCUGUCGAAUUAGAGACGCGUCUGCGGAGGCACUCACAUCCUAGGGAUAUCACGCCUCCGCCGGACACGAUGUCACCGAGGCGAGAGAGGACGUUGAUAGAGGCUCAUGAUGUGGAGUUGGGGCGAAGAAGUAGCGAGGGUUGUGAGAUCAGAGGGCGAUGCGUGAGGACCCCCAGCGUGGUGGUGAGCGACUACUCGGACGGGGUGGUGGCAGUGGGAGCCACGGAGGAGGAGGUCAACUGGCUGAGGUCCAGGUCCCUGUCUGCCGACUCCGCGUGCUCGUCCUGCUCCACGCUGUCCAGCCGCGAAGAUGAUGAGUUCGAGUCACCAACCCUGCCCAAAAAGCAAUCGGAAAGAUGGCGUAAACUCCGCAACAUAGUGCAGUGGACGCCGUUCUUCCAAACCUACAAGAAGCAGAGGUACCCUUGGAUCCAACUAGCUGGUCAUCAAGGAAACUUCAAGGCAGGACCAGACCAAGGCACCAUAUUGAAGAAACUUUGUCAACAAGAAGAGAAGUGUUUUCAGUUGCUUAUGAAAGACGUUCUUCGGCCAUUCGUACCUGAAUACAAAGGACAAGUCACUUGCGAAGACGGAGAAUUGUAUUUACAAUUACAAGACUUGCUGAGCGAUUUCGACAGUCCGUGCGUCAUGGAUUGCAAGAUUGGAGUCAGGACGUACCUUGAAGAAGAACUCGCUAAAGCCAAGGAGAAGACCAAGUUAAGAAAAGACAUGUACGAGAAGAUGAUCCAGAUAGACCCCAAAGCACCAACUGAUGAAGAGCACAGGAGUAAAGGCGUCACGAAGCCAAGGUACAUGAUCUGGAGGGAAACCAUCAGUUCCACUGCGACCCUCGGCUUCAGGAUAGAUGGUGUUAAGAAAGCUGAUGGCACCAGCUCCAAAGACUUUAAGACUACUAAGACUAGGGAACAAAUUGUUGAAGCUUUCAAAGAUUUCACGAGCAACUUUUCUAAUGCUGCGCCGAGAUACUUAGAAAGACUGAAGAGCAUCAGGGAUACGCUUAAAGAAUCACCGUUCUUCAGAUCUCACGAGUUGAUCGGCAGCUCCUUACUCUUCGUCCACGACAAAAGGAGGGCUUCCAUCUGGAUGAUCGACUUCGCCAAGACUGUCCCCGUACCAGAAAACGCCAGCAUAGACCACAACUCUGUCUGGAAAGUUGGCAACCACGAAGACGGAUACCUCAUCGGACUGAAUAACCUUAUCUCAAUCUUCGAAUCUCUCAUCAAAGACGAUAAUGGCAACAUAGACCAGUGCUACUCUAACGUUAGUUUAGAUAAAAAUGUUCGAAAAGAUAGCUUCGAUACUUGAAGUAUCGUGACCUGAGAGAAAUCUCGUGAGAAUUGACUGUGCACAGUGAUGUUGUACUGUUAUGCAUUUUCAGUAGUUGUACUGAGCUGUACCGAUCUGAUGGCUUGUUUAUGCGACGCAAAACUUUGAACGGGACGAAGUUACAGCAUGGUAGACGUUAUUGAUUAUAACGCAAGCAUCGAUUGAGGAGCGGAUCAAGUUGGGCAUCGCAAAAACAUGUCAACUGACACGAUCAUUUUGAUCGUACCCAUUCACGACUACGUACCUAUAUUUGUUUAUAUUCUUGUAAAUAAUCUAUAGUAUUAAAUAUUAAUGUGUAUUACUGUUAAGUUUAAAAUACUCAAUGCUAGUGUUAGGUUUGGGCACCACCAAUAGUGUUAAUGUUUUUGUUUCAGUAAUGAUAACGUAAAACUAUAUUAUAAGGUUAUUUCAAGUACCUAAUGACUUUAACUGAACAGAUUCUGAUCAAUUUGUAGAACAAAUUAAUUAUUGCUAGUUUAAAAGAACUGAAAUACAGUAAAUACAUGGAGAUCAUUUGAAUCUCCUGACUUUAUACCUUAAGUUUUAUAAUUAGAUAUUUGAAACUGGUAUAGUAAAUUCAUAAAUAGAUAUUUAUUUUGCUUUUAAGUACACUAUAUUAGUGUAAUGACUACAAGUCAAUAUAUAAGGCUAAAACAAUCUGAAGGUACUAAAUAAAAGUAAUAUCUUGUCAA
Messenger RNA from Helicoverpa armigera (cotton bollworm), 2624 nucleotides. It is a transcript of the gene IP3K2, whose product is annotated as Inositol 1,4,5-triphosphate kinase 2. Gene Ontology annotation, biological process: inositol phosphate biosynthetic process. The transcript is spliced from 8 exons. Gene Ontology annotation, cellular component: cytoplasm; nucleus. Gene Ontology annotation, molecular function: inositol-1,4,5-trisphosphate 3-kinase activity; inositol tetrakisphosphate kinase activity. NCBI's taxonomy places the organism in Eukaryota, Metazoa, Arthropoda, Insecta, Lepidoptera, Noctuidae. The coding region runs from base 214 to 1911 and encodes 565 amino acids. The record is from RefSeq and is a predicted model, not a curated record.